AUGAAUAUAGGUGAGAAAUUUCUAGUCGUUACUAUUGACAAUACAGCUAAUAUGAUCUCUAUAAGAAAUAUUUUAGAACAAAAAGCCAUUUUCGAAUUUAAAAAUGAUAACUUACAAUACUUUCGUUAUGAAGCUCAUAUCUUGAAUCUCAGCAUAGAAGAAAGGAUUAAGAAAUUUUCUAUAAAACUUCAAAACUCAUCUUCAUUACUUCGUGAUCUAAAAAAUAUUUGUGACAUGAAAAAAGUUUCAUUUUUAAUGUCUGAAGCUGAUGUAGAAACCUGCUGGAAUAGCAUGUAUCUUAUGUUAGAAAAACUCUAUAAGCUUCGCCCUAUAACUGAUAUUCUUAUUGCGAGUAUUAAGACAUUAAAUUUAAAUUACUCUACAGAGCAAGAAUGGAACAAUGUAUUACCUAUAUAUCACAUAACUGUAAUGUUAUUGUCUUUAGCAUUUCCUACUCAAGGUGACCUAUGUAUUAUAUUCUAUAAUCUUCUUAGACAUUUGGCUAAAUAUACAAAUCCAGAACUUAUCACUCAAUUUGCAGUGGCCAAUGCAAUUAAGAACUAUGGUUCGGACAAUUAUGGCAAGCUUCCUUUAAAUCAAUCACAAGAGAGAAAAGGUGUUCAACGAGACAGGAUUGCUGAUAUAAAUGCUAACCGAGCUGGAGAAACCGUUAGUAUCAGAGCUCGCGUGCAUACUUCGCGCGUAACUGGUAAAAUUGGGUUUUUCGUCUUUCGACACCAAGACUCCACGAUUCAAGGGGUUCUUCAAGUUGACGAAAAAAUUGUUAGUAAAGGUUUUGUCAAGUUUGCUGCCAAUGUUCCGAUUGAAUCGAUUGUCAUCGUUGAAGGUGUUGUAAGCAAACCAAGUGAAGAAAUAAAGAGUACAACAGUGUCUGAUGCGGAAUUACAGAUAAAGAAGCUUUAUGUGGUUCACGAAACUAUUGGUCGUCUUCCAUUUUCUUUAGAAGACGCAUCGCGAUGCGAAGAGGAAACAAACAAAGAGGAUACUCAAUUCAGCCGCGUAACUUUGGAAACCCGAUUAAAUCACCGUAUUGUAGAUCUCCGCACCACUGCGAAUCACGGAAUUUUCAGGAUUCAAUCUGGAGUUUGUCAAUUGUUUCGUGAAUUUCUUUUAUCAAAGUCAUUUAUUGAAAUUCAUACUCCAAAGAUACUUGGUGCACCUAGUGAAGGUGGUGCAAAUGUGUUCGAAAUAAAGUAUUUCAAAGGCAACGCAUAUUUGGCUCAAUCACCUCAAUUUUAUAAACAAAUGUGUAUUUGUUCCGACUUUGAACGUGUAUUUGAAAUAGCUCCUGUAUUUCGUGCCGAAGACUCCAACACACAUCGCCAUAUGACAGAGUUUGUCGGUCUUGAUUUGGAGAUGGCCUUUGAGGAGCAUUAUCAUGAAGUACUUGAUAUUCUUGAUGAACUAUUUGUUUUCAUUUUUGAUGGUCUAAAGACUAGGUAUGCUUCUGAGAUUGAGACGGUAAAACGACAAUAUCCAACGGCGAACUUUGAAUACCUUCCAAAAACAUUAAGAUUGGAUUUUAAAGAGGGUGUUCAAUUACUAAGAGAUCAUGGUAUCGAAAUGGAUGAUUUAGAAGAUUUAAGCACUGAAAAAGAAAGGCUUCUUGGCAAAUUGGUCAAGGAGAAAUACAACACCGAUUUUUAUAUGCUUGAUAAAUUCCCAUUGGGUGUUCGCCCGUUUUAUACAAUGCCAGAUCCUAAUGAUAAGAACUAUUCAAAUUCUUACGAUUUUUUCAUGCGUGGGCAAGAAAUUCUUUCGGGUGCACAACGUAUUCAUGACCCUAUAUUAUUAGAGGAGAGUUCCAAAGCACAUGGCAUAAAUUUACAUACAAUUCAACCUUAUGUUGAUUCAUUUAAAAGAGGUGCGCCACCCCAUGCUGGUGGUGGUAUAGGUUUAGAACGAGUGGUAAUGCUUUACCUAAAUCUAGACAACAUACGUAGAUGUUCAUUAUUCCCUCGUGAUCCAAAACGACUUGAACCCUAA
This is a messenger RNA of Cetraspora pellucida, 2007 nucleotides long. NCBI's taxonomy places the organism in Eukaryota, Fungi, Glomeromycota, Glomeromycetes, Diversisporales, Gigasporaceae. The record is from the annotation of a GenBank genome assembly.